Schistocerca nitens (vagrant locust) is the source of this 1610-nucleotide messenger RNA. RefSeq names its product septin-2 (gene Septin4). The record is from RefSeq and is a predicted model, not a curated record. Gene Ontology annotation, molecular function: molecular adaptor activity; GTPase activity; GTP binding. The transcript is spliced from 9 exons. Gene Ontology annotation, cellular component: septin ring; synaptic vesicle; cell division site. The coding region runs from base 261 to 1457 and encodes 398 amino acids. Gene Ontology annotation, biological process: cytoskeleton-dependent cytokinesis; regulation of exocytosis. NCBI's taxonomy places the organism in Eukaryota, Metazoa, Arthropoda, Insecta, Orthoptera, Acrididae.
AAAGAGAGUGGCAGGUUUGACAGGAAGUACGCAGGAAUGCUCGAUGCGAUAAUAGAUGGCAACAUGACGGUGCGUUGUCAGCGCAGUGGGUCGCUAGGCGGGGACGCGCAGAGGCCAGUAGUGCCGUACGAUACAGAGCGCAAACAGCAGUGUCCGGCCGGGGGGCGGAGCAGCGCGGCCGCGAUAACGCGGAUGUGGCUGGUCGGCUAGCGCGGCACAGCCAGUGCCACUGCGGGCCUACUGUCCUGUCCUGUGCCGCCAUGGACUCGUACCAGCUGGAGCGCAGGCUGCGCCGGCCCGUCGUCCUCGCCUACAAGAAGCGGGGAGACAGGGACUACAUCGGCUUCGCGACUCUGCCGGAGCAGGUGCACCGCAAGUCGGUGAAGCGCGGCUUCGAGUUCACCCUGAUGGUGGUGGGCGAGUCGGGUCUCGGCAAGUCCACGCUCGUCAACAGCCUCUUCUUGUCCGACCUGUACAAGGACCGGCGCGUGCCCGAUGCCAACGAACGCAUUGAGAAGACAACUAGCAUUGAGAAGAAGACGAUGGACAUUGAGGAGCGAGGUGUGCGGUUACGACUGACUGUUGUUGAUACGCCAGGAUUUGGAGAUGCAGUGAACUGUGAAGACAGCUGGCGUGCAUGCUGCAACUAUGUGGAUGAACAGUUCCAACAAUACUUCAGGGAUGAAAGUGGUUUGAACAGGAAAAACAUACAAGACAACAGGGUUCACUGUUGUCUCUAUUUUGUACCACCUUAUGGCCACGGCCUGCGGCAGCUGGAUCUGGAGUUUCUGAGGAGACUUCACAGAAAAGUGAAUAUUGUGCCUGUUAUUGCCAAAGCUGACACACUUACUGCAAAUGAGGUUCGCAGGCUCAAGGAGAGGGUAAUGGCCGAUAUUGAGGACAACAAAAUACAGAUUUAUCAGUUUCCUGAUUGUGACACUGAUGAAGAUGAAGAUUUUAAGCAACAGGAUAGAGAACUGAAAGCCUGCGUUCCAUUUGCUGUAGUUGGAAGCAACACUGUGCUAGAAGUAGCAGGAAAGAGGGUCCGGGGAAGACAAUAUCCCUGGGGUGUGGUGGAAGUUGAAAAUCCAAAACAUAGUGACUUCAUUAAACUACGAACAAUGCUUAUUUCUACCCACAUGCAGGAUCUGAAAGAUGUGACACAAGAUGUUCACUAUGAGAACUUUCGUGCACAAUGCAUUUCUCAGAUAUCGCAGCAGGCAAUCAGAGAGCGGAGCAAACUGAAGAGAGAUUCUGGUCCUGCAUAUGAACCAGUAACCAUCAGUGACACUGAUCGUCUCCUUUUACAAAAGGAUGAAGAGAUUCGGCGCAUGCAGGACAUGCUAACACAAAUGCAAGAGAGGCUAAAGGCCACAGGUGCAAGCCCGAUGUUUCGUCAAAUGAGUCCAGGUAGGCAGUCGUCUCAAGAACCACAAGACAGUGUUGUUAAUGUCUGAAACUGAAGAUGAUAAUUUGUGUAUUUAAAUAAUCAAAUAUUUUGUGUUGAAGAUUUUGUAUGUAGAAUUGUUCGACUGUUUUAUAUGUAUACAUGUCAGCUUUGAAUGGAUUGUACUCAGUUGUUAUGUAAAGAAAUAUUCAUAAUUUUUUAA